AUAAGAAAUGGGCCAAGGGUUGGCUACUUUAUUUUUCUGCUACUGCUUGUGUCAUCUGCGUGCGCGGACCCAUGUUCCAGCGUUAGCUCCAGGCUCGAGCUGACAGCGUUGCUUUGGCGCUGUCGAACGAAGAGCGCGCCUAGGACGAGCUUUUGGAAGCACGGGGACGCGCCAAGCAGUGCAGAUGUGUCGCAGAUUUGAGAAGUCACUGUACAUACGGAAAUAUCUGGUACAAGGAAGUGGAAGGGAGAAAUUCAGCUCCAACUUAAACGAAAACUAUGCUCAGUUUGUAGAGGGAGGGUUGGGGGAGGAGAAAACAGCAGUUUUUGAAACGCGACGCGUAGAUACUUGUCAUAGCCUGUAUACAGUUACUUUAUAGCGGAGAGCUAAACUAACAGCACUUAUUCUCGUUUGUACUGGAUUAAUCUAUUUCAAAGAGCAGGCAGAACGUUCUGUUCUGGACCAAUGGAGCUGUCAGCGAUUGGUGAACAAGUGUUUGCUGUGGAAUCAAUAAUCAAGAAAAGAGUUAGAAAGGGAAACGUGGAAUAUCUGUUGAAGUGGAAGGGAUGGCCCCCCAAAUACAGUACAUGGGAACCAGAGGAGCACAUCUUGGACCAGCGUCUGGUGCAGGCCUAUGAUGAGAAAGAGCAGAAGGACAGAGCCCUGGGGUACCGGAAGAGAGGACCCAAAGCUAAACGGCUUCUACUACAGAAUACUAUUUACAACAUGGAUCUCCGGAGCGCCCAUAAGGCCCUAGAGAAACCUCAAGCUCGCCUACGUCUUUCCCUGACUCGCUCACUGGAGUCUGAGGCAGAGGACCCAACUUAUGGGGCCUGUAGACGGAGCCUGCACCCCCGCCUGGCCCAUCGCAAAAACAAACCCAGAAGAUCACAGUUCAUGUGCCUGGCCUCUUCCCCUGGCCCCCCUAACCCCACAAAGGACCCCACACAUGAUUGGGGAAGGAGGGAAGAGGAAGAUGACAUGGAGGAAGAGGAGGAAACUCGACAGGAGCAGUCGGAGCGAGAGACAGAGAUAUGCAGCGGCAUUCUGAAUGGGCAGGAUAGGGCAGAGGACUGGAGUUCUGUGAUUGGCUCAGACGAAGUGACCUCGUCAGAGCGGUCUGCUGUUUGGAGCCCAGUGAUUGGCCCAGGGGAGGUGACCGUGACUGACGUCACCAUAAACUCUCUCACAGUGACUUUCAAAGAAGCCCUGGCAGCCAAAGGCUUCUUCAGAGGCUGGGGCUUAGAGUUCUAAAACACAGCAGCACACACAGACGAAACCUGGUCUGGGAACAGAAUGAGAGAGAUGGAAAGUGUGGCUCGAGUUAUCUUUAAACUCUGUUUGGACUGUGUGACCGCUUAUUCUCCUCAUCCCUUUACCCUUCUUCCCUUUCUGGCUGUGUCAUUGACCUCGGUCUACACUAACUUCCUAUUUCAUUCAAUAGGCAUAGUAUAUACUGUACACUACAGUAUAUACUGACUACAUUGAGAUGGGCAUACACUCCUACGUUGAGCUAUACACAGUAUACUGUAUACCAUAUCCUUCUAUACAACAGUUAUUUUUCUGGACUGUUAUUAGAUAAACAUGUGGCUUAGUAGAGUCUUGUGGUGAUUUAGAAAUCCUCUGCAAGAUGACUUUAUCUGCCCGCAUGCCUUUCUCCUGUCCUCUCUGGGUACAUACUGAUACUCAAAACAUUUUGGUGACCCACUAAAGCCCCGCACAACACAUCCAGUGUAAACUAACCUUAAAAGUGGAACCAAAAACCUAUAUAAAAAAACAGACUUAGGAACAGUCUGUUCUUUUCUGAAUUGCA
Messenger RNA from Salvelinus namaycush (lake trout), 1813 nucleotides. Its product is annotated as chromobox protein homolog 7-like. The record is from RefSeq and is a predicted model, not a curated record. Lineage: Eukaryota; Metazoa; Chordata; Actinopteri; Salmoniformes; Salmonidae. Gene Ontology annotation, cellular component: PRC1 complex. The transcript has 6 exons. The coding region runs from base 466 to 1254 and encodes 262 amino acids. Gene Ontology annotation, biological process: negative regulation of transcription by RNA polymerase II.